AUGUCCUUUCUUCGAUCUCUAGGCCGUUUUUUAAUUGAUUCCUUUUCUUCCUCUUUCCAUCUUUUCCUUUCUUUCUUUCUUUCUUUCUUUCUUUCUUUCUUUCUUUCUUUCUUUCUUUCUUUCUUUCUUUCCCUAAUUUUCAUUCGGAGUGAAAUCUUUCUUAAUCCCUUAUUUAAUUUUUCUUCUCUCAAUUUUCUUCUUUUUUUCACUCCUUGUAUUUUCUUUCUUUUUUUCUUUCAAUUUUUCUUUAUGUCCUUAUCUCUUUGUUCCUCUCCUUCUCUUACAGCUUCCUCUUCCUAUUCUUCUUUCUUUCUUCCUCGUUUAAAUUUCGUCCAAUGUUCAACCAAUCCACCAUAUCUUUCUUUCUUUCUUUCAUUCUUAUCCGUUUCAACUUGCUGCCUUUCUUUCUUUCUUUCUUUCUUUUUUCUUUCUUUCAUAUCCGUUUCAACUUGCUACCUUUCGCGUUUUCUUUCUUACGUUUAA
Molecule: messenger RNA, 483 nt
Organism: Acanthosepion pharaonis
Lineage: Eukaryota; Metazoa; Mollusca; Cephalopoda; Sepiida; Sepiidae
Source: the annotation of a GenBank genome assembly